AUGACGUCGCCGUCACAGUCUUCAAAACCACAGUCGAAGCCUCCGCCGAAGUCGCAAGCGCAACCCGAGCGCACAGCCAAGUACGUCGGCGUCGAUGCCGCCACACAGUACUCUCCCAUGGAGCCACACAACUACUUUGCGCCGCGCAAACCCCCCGCACAACAAUCGCCAUUGAGGAACACUCCGUCGGUGCCUGGCGCCUACCCGUCACAAGCCCAGUCCGAGCAGGCCUCUCAGGGCGAUUCGGCCUCUACGGUGCCUACCGAACAGUCGACAACUGUGGUCGACUCCCAGUCUGUGGCUACUACCGAGACUCUUCUGGAUGAGGAGCCGCCGAUGCUGAAGGCGCCGCACCCUCUGUCGCCCGUGAAGCGACGCAACUCCCAAGGGCCCGGCGCAUCAACCGGGGAAUCAUCGGCAGGUGGGCAGCACUCGGGGGCGUUGCCGAAGCGCGUUAAGCCCGACACGGCACCCCCGAAAGUACUACCCGUGCGGUACGAAUUGUGUGCGAUUGAGGAUAUCGUGGUCCUCAUAGCGAACAUGCUGGCUGAACUAAUAGAGACCAACGACGCCCUGGCCAUGAGGUCAGGGCACCUCACAAGAUUCCACAGCCGGACAGCGCCGGGAAUAUCUGUGUUGGAUUAUUUGCAUCGUCUUGCUAAGCACGCGACGCUGCCUCCGCCACUACUCCUCUCCAUGGUUUACUACAUUGACCGAUUGUGUGCAUUAUACCCGGACUUUACGAUCAACACUUUAACAGUUCACCGAUUCCUUAUCACGGCGGCCACAGUCGCCGCGAAGGGACUGUCGGAUUCAUUUUGGAACAACUCCACGUACGCGAGAGUGGGUGGCGUAAGGGUAGCCGAGCUGAAACUGCUAGAGCUAGAGUUCUUACACAGGGUGGACUGGAAAAUCGUUCCAGAUCCGGAGGUCCUUGUGGCCUAUUACAGGGGGCUGGUGCAGAGGUCGCCUGCUUAUGUGCUUGAAGACGAGGUGGACCAGGACGAUGAGGACGAGUCGACCGAGAUAUCUGAUGAGGCGGACGAAGAUGUCGAAGAGGUAGAGAACGCUAGCGAGAGCGAGAUCCCCCCUCAAACUGAACCACCAGACACCUCAUCUCAAGCGUAG
Messenger RNA from Diaporthe amygdali, 1128 nucleotides. RefSeq names its product nuc-1 negative regulatory protein preg. The transcript has 2 exons. The coding region runs from base 1 to 1128 and encodes 375 amino acids. The record is from RefSeq and is a predicted model, not a curated record. NCBI's taxonomy places the organism in Eukaryota, Fungi, Ascomycota, Sordariomycetes, Diaporthales, Diaporthaceae. Gene Ontology annotation, cellular component: nucleus; cyclin-dependent protein kinase holoenzyme complex. Gene Ontology annotation, molecular function: protein kinase binding; cyclin-dependent protein serine/threonine kinase regulator activity. Gene Ontology annotation, biological process: regulation of cyclin-dependent protein serine/threonine kinase activity.